This is a messenger RNA of Umbelopsis ramanniana AG, 1147 nucleotides long. RefSeq lists its product as uncharacterized. The coding region runs from base 208 to 816 and encodes 202 amino acids. Gene Ontology annotation, biological process: protein stabilization. Lineage: Eukaryota; Fungi; Mucoromycota; Umbelopsidomycetes; Umbelopsidales; Umbelopsidaceae. The transcript is spliced from 3 exons. Gene Ontology annotation, cellular component: nucleus; cytoplasm; membrane. Gene Ontology annotation, molecular function: protein-folding chaperone binding; adenyl-nucleotide exchange factor activity. The record is from RefSeq and is a predicted model, not a curated record.
UUGAAUCAGCUCAAGCUAAUGAAGCAAUGCAAGGAUAAUGCUUCAGUUCAUUUAUUGAGGAUGCAGGCAUGUCAAAAGAUUCGCUAUAAGUACUAAGCAAAAGAAACAACAGGCACGUCAGAUUUGAAACAAUCCACGUGCGGAAGAAAAUUAAGGCCGCAGUGCGAACUGACACUAUUCACUUUUUCGUUUUCACCCUAAACUGACAUGUCGGAUACUGAGAUAGAAUUGAAGUGGAAAGGUCACAAAUACGACGUCAAUUUCGAUGAAUUCCCUAAUGGACUAGAACAGGCGACGUUGGGAGAUCUAAAGGAGAAAUGCAAGAAGAUUACCGGAGUUCCUGUGAAUGCCAUGAAGCUGCUGGCAUCUGGUGCUGUUAUGAAGGACGACUCAUCACCUUUAUCUUUAUACGGACUGCGGGCGGGUUCCAAGAUAUUGAUGCUGGGUCAGAGACCGAAUCAGACAGAACAGACAGCGUCAGGUAAUCCUGAGGAAGCUAGUCUUGUUACGCGUAUCCAGCAUAUCAUGCAGGAGGUGAAUCAUGACUUUGGCACAAAAAUGAAGGAAUACGAGCAAGAGGUUGGCCGAUUUUUGUCGUCUGGACAGCAAGAUCCUAAGACUAAAAAGAAGUUACAAGACACCGGAGCGUACCUCUCUGAGAAAUUAAUGCAAGCCCUCUUUGCGUUGGAUGGAAUUCAAUGCCAACCUGGAUUCCAUACUGCACGACAAAAGCGAAAGGAGAGCGUCAAUUUUGCACAAGACCUACACGACCGCGUUGAUCAAAUCAAGGGUCUGUUGAAGACAGCUAGUUUGUAAAACCCCAACAUUCAUUAAUACUGUAUAGAAUCAACAUCAGCUUAUAGACGGUAUCGAUGGCCGAAAAUUUUAAACAUUGAGAUUCUAGAACGAGUCGUGGUGUACAAUAAAUAUGAACAAAGAAUUUUAAGCGUCAUCAAGAUGAAGGUUAUCGUUAACACGGUAUGGGUGGCCGACAUUUUGAAUCAUUGGAUUUUAAACCAGUCGUGAUGUACAAUAAAAUAGGAACGACCGUCAUUAUGUUCCAAUGAGUUAUCACCCGCUAGGGUUGUACACGGUAAGCAUGGCCGAAAAUUUCCCAAAUAUGAAGGAAAUCAUGAUGGCUCAUCAG